Raphanus sativus (radish) is the source of this 914-nucleotide messenger RNA. RefSeq names its product RNA polymerase II C-terminal domain phosphatase-like 5. NCBI's taxonomy places the organism in Eukaryota, Viridiplantae, Streptophyta, Magnoliopsida, Brassicales, Brassicaceae. Bases 79 to 867 code for a protein of 262 amino acids. Gene Ontology annotation, molecular function: RNA polymerase II CTD heptapeptide repeat phosphatase activity. The record is from RefSeq and is a predicted model, not a curated record. The transcript has a single exon. Gene Ontology annotation, cellular component: nucleus.
ACUAACUACAAAGUCUACAAUCAUCACUUUCUCUAGGUUUCCGAUCGACCUAGGGUUUUUUCAAUUAAUCAAAGAAACAUGUCUGUGGUUGAGAACAUUCUCAAGGGUUUUCAGCUAAGCGACGAGGCUGUAGCCGUGACGAAGCACCUUAUUACAUUAGUCUCUUGUUCCAACGAGAAAAAACUCCACCUAGUACUUGACUUGGAUCACACGCUUCUCCACACCACUCGUGUAUCAGGUCUCACCGAAGCAGAGAAGUAUCUAAUCGAAGAAGCGGGUUCGAAUAAAAGAGACGAUCUAUACAAGUGGCAAGUCCAAGGAGGAGAAGAUACCAUGGCGUUCUUGACAAAGCUAAGACCUUUCGUUCGAGAUUUCUUGGAAGAAGCCAACAAGAUGUUCACAAUGUAUGUUUACACAAAGGGUAAUCGCGAAUACGCUAAAUACAUCAUGAGCAUGAUUGAUCCUAAGCGAAUCUAUUUCGGGGAGAGAGUGAUAACGAGAGACGAGAGUCCUUACAUGAAGACGCUUGAUUUGGUUUUGGCUCAUGAGCGAGGAGUGGUGAUCGUGGAUGAUACACGUGAUGUGUGGCCAGAUCACAAGAGCAACUUGGUUGAAAUUAGCAAAUACAACUAUUUUAGGAUGAACAAGAGCAACCAGUCGAAGCCAUUCUCUGAGGAGAAAACUGAUGAAAGUGAAAACAAUGGUGGUUUGGCCAAUGUUUUGAAGCUACUAAAAGACGUUCACUGUGGAUUCUUUAGAGUCGUUGAAGAGAAAGAGCUGGAGUCUAAAGACGUGAGGCUGCUGCUACAAGAGCUAGAAUUUAAUCAUGCCGACAAAGAAUCGUUUAGUUCUGUAGAAACAUUAUAAAAGCAUCUGUGUGAUCUCUCGUUCAUAUGUAAUGUGUGUAUAUUUGC